GCUCCGGUCAAUCUUCGCACUAGUAAUUCUUAUCAGCGCCAAAUCAUAGCGGGUUUUCGGAUUUGAAUCUUACCCUAUCUUACCUCAUGUUGGAACCGAACUUCGCGUAUGCCGAUUCGUUAAGUACAAUCCUGGGCGCAGAGCUGCCAGCCUGUGGGCCACAUCGUCGAGAUCAAUUUCUAUGCGCUGCCAGUUCCUUGCGGCAGCUCUGAGCUUACUAGGAUCAACGGCUCUAGCAUUACAUGCCCAAUUUCCGGUCAAGACUGGGGAAAUUGGUGUUCGACCCUUGGAUGUGAACCCUGGCAAUGCAUACAGUGUCUGCUCCAACAGCGAGCAAUGGAAGUUUGACGAAUAUCCUCUCGAUAAUGCGACAGGGAACUUGAUCUUCGACACUGUCCAUUCAUUCCUGCAGCACUGGCCAAAUACGCGAUAUCGUAAUGGACAUAACAUAAUACCAGGAGUUAUUCCAGUUGGCACUCUGCUUUAUCACGGCACCAACGGCUCGCAGACGAUACCCAGUGGACCUGAGUGGACCGCUACAGACCCGGAGCAUUCUAUUUUUUUCUCUCGUGGAAAUGGGAGUAGCUGGCACCUCACGCUGUCAGCAACGCGUCCUCUCAAAGUGUUGUACUUUGAUGGAAGUAGUGCUGCCAAGAAUUCCGAAGGUCCGAUGGACAUCCAGGAUAUAAUCGUCUGGGGAGAACCGCGACCUGAGCGAUUCUUUGAUGAAAGUGACCGGAUUGAAGGUCUCUGUACGUGGGGCAAGGAGUUUGGAAUCGAUGGUUUUGCGAGGUUAGAUGCGAUUCCACUCUUCGUGAUAUCACUAAGUCCCAGAUUUUUAGGAUGGAAAUGGACUUGCACUGAAGUUAUGUUGUGUGAUUUUACGGCCGGUGUCGAGAUAGUGUCUUUCCUGCACCUCGUCUUACCAAAGGACGAACGGUCAUCCCUUCGCCCUACUCCACUUGAUUCUGAUACCGGGGCUCGCACGUUUGAAGUCUUGCAUUCUGGCUCGUGGCACAAUCACUACCCAGGAGAUUCCCGUAUUGUGCUGGACCUGACUGGUCUCGUCUCAUUAUAUGAUACUGCACUGGCACCAUCACUCAUCCCGGUUCGUGCGGGUCUUGAACGGUGCGACCACCGCGUACUUGGGAUAUCAUCAGACGACAUAUCGCAAGUGAUGAUAAAGCUCACCGAAGUUGUCAGUCGACCAGACCCAGCGGGCAGCGGCAUUGACUGGAAGACCCUCACCCACACCAUAGUCGAUCGAUACGCAGAUCGACUUGACUUGAUGCAGCAUCUCCUCAAUUUUACCUCGUCAGACUCGCAAAAGCUCCUUCAGCGAGCGAAGCUCGCGCAGACCCAGCUCCGUAUCAUGCUUACGCCGUAUCUAUUACAUUCCACCAUCGUCCCCGGCACAAGCGAUUCGGGCGUAGAUGCAUCGCAGUGGGCAUCCCCAAUUUUCAGGCUGUGUGCCACAGCACACACUUCCAAGAUGAUAAACCACAUACCCUUAAUGACAGCUUCGGAACACUUGCUCCUGAAAGCUGUCGAGGACACAACAAAAGAGAUUUGUCGUGUCACUACGAAAAUGUGGGCUGAUGGUGUCAUGAGCGGGCUCGAUGCCCUCUUUUACGUGGAACAUCAUGGGGAUGGUGAAGUCACUCGAUUGAUGGAUGAUUGGAGACGCGACAUCCAGAAGCUGAUGUCUUGGUUAGACUGGAGUGUAUGGAUCAAAUGCCGACCUGCCUGCGGUCCAGAGGAAAUGUGUUAUCUCUCUACUUGGCCCAUCAAUGCCCCCAGGCCAGAGCGUCCAUCUCCACGGAACCCAGAGAACUACGCUCCGGAAGAGCAGUAUUUUGCUGACCACGUCGAAUCUCCACCCGAAUACCCCACGGUCCCAACAGAGGACUGGAGGCAGCCUCAACCAAAAUGCAUCAGGCGCCUCCAGCCGUACGGAUUUUGA
Suillus clintonianus is the source of this 1963-nucleotide messenger RNA. RefSeq lists its product as uncharacterized. The coding region runs from base 182 to 1963 and encodes 593 amino acids. The record is from RefSeq and is a predicted model, not a curated record. Lineage: Eukaryota; Fungi; Basidiomycota; Agaricomycetes; Boletales; Suillaceae. The transcript has 5 exons.